AUGUCAACGACUGCGUUCAUUUUGCCUAGUUUCUCUCUUUCUCUCUUUUUGUCGACAAUCAAACCUCUUCCGGUCACUCCCCUUCGCCGAAAACUAGUACGUAUGCUUCUUGGUCAUUCUAUUCUUCCUAAUUUUGUGAUUGAUCAAGUUUUUUAUUCUAGUUUUGAGUUUUUUUGUCCGGUUGCAUCUUUCACCUCUGAUUUUGGGGUAUUUUUUCGGGUUGCAGCCUUCAUAGCCUUCACCAUCAUUGACCCUUCACCACCAUCUACCUCUACAACUACCUACACCGGUCAUAUUGAGCACUUCACCAAAAGAUUGGGUGAGUUUUAUUCCAAAGAGGAUCAGUUGGAAUCGUUCCCUCCUCACCAGAUAGAUCAACAGAAGGGUGACUCUAAUGGCAACUCUACUUAUGUAAUCAAGGUGCAACUAUUAGCAUUAAAGAAUCUUAUUGGUGCUAACCUGAAUGACAUGUCAGAUUCUUACGCAAUUAACAGUUGUGGUAUAGAAAAGCAAUGUAGGUAA
Messenger RNA from Lactuca saligna, 522 nucleotides. The record is from the annotation of a GenBank genome assembly. NCBI's taxonomy places the organism in Eukaryota, Viridiplantae, Streptophyta, Magnoliopsida, Asterales, Asteraceae.